AAGAAAAAAGGAUUUACAGUGGUGGUCGAUAUAAAUGAAUGAAGAAAAGAAAGAAAUUGAGUGUAAUGUAAAGUCAAAUCUCUUGAGGUGAGGGGUGUGUUAGUCAUUUCAGAAUAAUUUGAAAAUGGAGGCCUUGAGGUUGAGGUUGAGGUUGAGGCUUUGCUUGCAGUGGGAGUCAAAUCAUAAGGAGGCCUUCUCCAAACUCCGCCAUCUGAAAACCAAAAUUAAUUUAAUGGAAUCUUCAUUCUUUUAGCGGUAGGCACCAACCAACCUUUCAUUUCCCACCAAAAAUAUAACCCACCAUAAUCCUAUAAUUCUUCUUCAAGCUUUCCAUCUCUCUGUGACAAUCUAAACUUGUCGCCCAUAAACACCUAUUCAAUCAACUUCUAGCUCCUCUCAGAUCUUCAACGCACACUUGUUUGUUCUUUGAUUGAUUGUUUCUUUGUUUCUUUGUUUCUUUCAACCAUUUUCAUCACAAAUGGGAGAAAUCUCAAGCUUCCAAUUGGGUGUCAUUGGAGCACUCUUCCUAUCAGUAGCUUCUUCUGUCUCCAUUGUUAUCUGUAACAAAGCUCUCAUGAGCAACCUCGGCUUCCCUUUCGCAACUACUCUGACUAGUUGGCAUCUGAUGGUCACAUAUUGCACCCUUCACGUGGCUCAUCGCUUAAACUUGUUUGAGUCCAAACCCAUCGACACGAAGACCGUUGUGCUCUUUGGGAUUCUCAAUGGCAUCUCCAUUGGGUUUCUCAACUUGAGUUUAGGAUUCAAUUCUGUUGGAUUCUACCAGAUGACAAAACUUGCAAUCAUACCAUUCACUGUUAUGUUAGAGACUAUUUUCCUUAACAAGCAAUUCAGCUCAAGGAUUAGGCUCUCUCUCUUCCUCUUGCUGGUUGGAGUUGGCAUUGCCUCUGUCACUGAUCUUCAGCUCAAUCUUAUGGGAACUGUUCUUUCUCUCUUGGCUAUCAUGACAACAUGCGUCGGUCAAAUUCUAACAAACACUAUUCAAAAGAGGCUGAGUGUAUCUUCAACACAGCUGCUGUAUCAGUCAGCUCCAUUUCAAGCAGCUAUUCUGUUCGUGUCUGGCCCUUUCUUAGACCAAUGUCUCACCAACAAGAAUGUGUUUGCCUACAAGUAUUCUCCCGUAGUUCUGGCUUUUAUCAUCCUUUCAUGUCUGAUAUCUGUCUCCGUCAACUUCAGCACAUUUUUGGUGAUCGGAAAGACGUCACCGGUGACAUAUCAGGUGCUUGGCCACCUCAAGACAUGCCUUGUUCUUGGCUUUGGCUAUACUCUUCUUCAUGAUCCUUUCACUGAGAGAAACCUCAUUGGAAUUCUUAUAGCCAUUGGUGGAAUGGGAUUGUAUUCAUAUUUUUGUACCCAAGAGAGUAAAAAGAAGCAGGGUGACCUCUGUUUAGGAUCUUCUCAGAUCAAAGACAAGGAAACAGCAGCUCUUCUGGCAGGAGUUCAUCAAGAUAAAGAAAGCCAUGAAGUGAAGAAAUCAAGCAAGGAUUCUGUGGUUUAAGCAAGUAAAUGGGAUAUAUGCACAGGGAGUUCAUCAUUAUAUGGUUUAAAUUCUUUGAAUAAAUACCCCAUUUUGGUACUCAUUCACACCA
This is a messenger RNA of Cucurbita moschata (crookneck pumpkin), 1607 nucleotides long. RefSeq names its product UDP-xylose transporter 1-like. The transcript is spliced from 7 exons. The record is from RefSeq and is a predicted model, not a curated record. Gene Ontology annotation, cellular component: Golgi apparatus. Lineage: Eukaryota; Viridiplantae; Streptophyta; Magnoliopsida; Cucurbitales; Cucurbitaceae. The coding region runs from base 479 to 1516 and encodes 345 amino acids. Gene Ontology annotation, molecular function: antiporter activity; UDP-xylose transmembrane transporter activity.